Molecule: messenger RNA, 1875 nt
Organism: Populus trichocarpa (black cottonwood)
Lineage: Eukaryota; Viridiplantae; Streptophyta; Magnoliopsida; Malpighiales; Salicaceae
Product: D-glycerate 3-kinase, chloroplastic
Exons: 12
Coding region: 486-1679 (397 amino acids)
Biological process (GO): photorespiration
Cellular component (GO): cytoplasm
Source: RefSeq, a predicted model, not a curated record
GCACUAAACACCGUGCACGCCAUGACAAAACUUACAGGAUUAGAAAUAAAUGAUAAAAUAAAGGAUGCAUGGGUUUUGUAACGGUGCUCCUAAAAAUUAAAAGAUUGACUACGGUAUCUGAGCCGCAGCUUUUUAGAGAGAGAGAAUGGCGGUUUUCAAUAUUUUAUCAACUUCCGCCGGCGCAGGCGCUACCUUCUCAUUUCUUUCCUCCUCUUCUUCUUUUUUAAUUCUAAUAAUUAUUUUAACAAUUAUUGUUAUUGUUAUUAUUAUUAUUCUAAUAACUAUUACAGUAAUAAAAAAUUCCCAACCCCUCGUGUUUAUCACUUCUCUCUUGUCUCUUCUCAAACCAAAUCAAAAUCAUCUUCAAAGAGAGAGCUCUCUGAAAUGGAUACCCAUUUCUUCUCCAAGUCAGAUUGUAGAGCUGUUUGGACAGAUGGGCUUUCUUUCUUUGUUGACGUUUUGCAUGAAGAAUAUCAUAAAAUACGAUGAUCUUUCUAAUGCUGUGUGCAGGCAGUGGAUAUUCCUGGAUUCAAGGCAGCUCCGUGCAUCAGAACUCAACUUCCAGCAAUAAAAGGAUGCAGGGUCCAUUGUGUUCGGUGUUUCCCUCAACACCUGCACAAGUCUCUCCCGUGGAGGACCUUUACGAAUUUAUUUGCUCGGGUCCUCUUAUAAGCAAGUUGGGUUUGACCUCAGAAAGGAUUGCUGACUCCAUCGACAAGUGGUUAUCACAUGGCUCGCGCUUGUGCCGAUUGUUUCAGCUUAAUGAAUUGUACCUUACUGCUCCUCAGAAAGCAAGGUUGUAUCACUAUUAUAUACCGGUCUUUGUAUGGUGUGAAGAUAAGAUUUCCAAGCACGUGUCCCAGUUCAAAGACUCGGAACAUAUACCUCCUUUAGUGAUUGGUUUUAGUGCUCCACAAGGUUGUGGAAAGACCACACUUGUCUUUGCUCUUAGUUAUCUCUUCCAGACAACUGGCAGGAAGUCCGCAACAUUAUCCAUAGAUGAUUUUUAUUUAACGGCAGAGGGUCAGGCCAAUCUAAGAGAAGCCAAUCCAGGAAAUGCGCUUCUAGAGUUUCGAGGAAAUGCUGGGAGUCAUGAUCUUCCAUUCUCAAUUGAAACACUGUCUGCUUUAAGCAAACUGAAGAAAGCAGGUAUGAACAUGAAGCUGCCUCGAUAUGAUAAAUCUGCAUACAGUGGAAGAGGUGACAGAGCUGAUCCUUCAACAUGGCCAGAGGUUGAAGCACCAUUAACAGUGGUUCUAUUUGAAGGUUGGAUGCUUGGUUUUAAACCACUUCCAGUGGAAGUCGUCCAAGCAGUUGAUCCUCAGGUUAAUUUUAUUUACAAGUGCCUCGGGAUACUCUUCAUACAGCUAGAGAUCGUAAAUAAGAAUCUUGAAGCUUAUUAUGAUGCAUGGGACAAGUUCGUUAAGGCAUGGGUAGUCAUCAAGAUUCAGGACCCUAGUUGUGUCAACCAAUGGCGUUUGCAGGCAGAGAUUGCCAUGAGGGAGGCAGGCAACCCCGGGAUGACUGAUGAAGAGGUCAAAGAUUUCGUUUCUCGUUACCUACCAGCAUACAAGGCUUACCUUCCCACCCUUUAUGCUGAAGGACCCAGGGGUUCACAUCCAGAGAAUCUCCUCCUCAUCGAAAUUGAUGAAGGAAGAAAUCCUAUCCUAGGUAAUUAGAUGACUAUUUCAGAGCGAAGAUUGAUCUGAAGGGCCAAUUUUGAUUUCUUCAAGUGGUGUCAUGCAAUUUUUUGCAUGGGCGUCUGUAUUUGUCUGUAUCAUUAAAGGGGAACAUUCAUAUGUAAAUGCAUAAAUGUAAUCUAAUUGUACAAUGUAACAUAACAUGGUUGCUCAAAUGAAUGGAAAAUCUUGUUAA